This is a messenger RNA of Pectinophora gossypiella (pink bollworm), 2331 nucleotides long. Its product is annotated as GTPase Obg. Gene Ontology annotation, molecular function: GTPase activity; GTP binding; magnesium ion binding. Gene Ontology annotation, cellular component: mitochondrion. Lineage: Eukaryota; Metazoa; Arthropoda; Insecta; Lepidoptera; Gelechiidae. The coding region runs from base 63 to 1310 and encodes 415 amino acids. The transcript is spliced from 6 exons. The record is from RefSeq and is a predicted model, not a curated record.
UGACAUUACGUGAAAAAAAAACACAAAAAUAAGUUCAUAACCUCAAAACUAGUCUGUCGAAAAUGUUUGCAAAGAACUGUUUAAGAAUAUUAUUUUUACCGACGAAACCAUUUAUUAUACGCCAUUAUGCACAGGAGUACUCUCCAAAGGCGCUGAGGAGUUUGAAAUCGAAGUCUUCGCGUAGUACUGUGCAGUUUUAUGUUGAUCAUCAAAGAGUUAGGGCUGUAGCAGGGAAUGGGGGUGAUGGCUGCAUAUCCUUCCUCAGUGUCUGGUGUAAAGACCAAGCUGGACCCGACGGAGGCGACGGAGGUAAUGGUGGACAUGUCAUAUUCCAGGCAACUCACACAGUAAAGAGUUUGAAUCACUGCCGGGCGGUGAUACAAGCGAAGCACGGAGAACGAGGCUUCAACAAAGAUUGUAACGGGAAGAAUGCCCAGCACGUUAUUAUUCCAGUACCUUUAGGUACGAUAAUAAAGGAUGAGUCUGGCAAAGUGGUGGGUGAUCUCAGCACCGAGGGGGUGAUGUUCGUGGCGGCGCGAGGAGGGGCAGGCGGUCGCGGGAACAAGUUUUUUCUCACGGACACUGAACAGGCCCCGGAUGUGGCGGAAAUAGGUGCAAAAGGGGAAACCAACGUCUACUCCUUGGAGGUUAGGUCUAUGGCGCACAUCGGACUGAUUGGCUUUCCCAAUGCCGGCAAGAGCACGCUGCUUCGCUCCAUGACCAGGGCACGACCCAAUGUCGCACCAUAUCCGUUUACGACUCUCCGGCCGCAUAUAGGCAUGGUCCCGUAUGAUGAUUACGAACAAGUAGCUAUAGCCGACCUCCCUGGUUUGAUUCCCGGCUCGCACAAAAAUCGUGGACUUGGUAUUCAAUUCUUACAACACGUGGAGCGAUGUCGAGGGUUGAUUUACCUGCUGGAUGGAACUAACAACCCACUCCAGCAAUAUGAAAGCCUAACCUACGAACUUCACCAAUACAGCAACGCUCUAUCCCGAAGACCUAGCUGUAUUGUUGUUAAUAAAAUAGAUCUAAAAGAGGGGAAAACUGGCUUUGAAGACGUCAAAAGAGGCCUUCAAGACAUAAUUACAGCCAGAAAUGAUGAUGAAGAAACAUACGAUGAAGAAAAUUACCGUGAAGAAAGUGUCCAUGAAGAAAAAGUUAAUAAAGAAAGUAAAGAAUGCGACGUAGAAGUAAGGAAUUUUGCCAAUUUAGGUAUUCAAGUCAUAGGUAUUUCGGCUAAAACCGGUAUGAAUUUAUCAGAACUCUCAAAGGUUGUUAGACAAAUGUACGACUGCGGUGAAGAUAGAUGAAGUGAAGAAUAUACGUGUAGUAAUAAAGAGAUGAAGAAAUCUGUUUAGAAAUAAAACUAUAGGGACUUUAGGUUGUUGCCAACUUUUUGAACACGCAGGUUGUGCCGACGUUUUUGGUCGCUUAGUGUGUUAGGUAGUGAUGUGCCGGAUCGUUAAAAAUGUAUAUCCGCGGAUACGGAUCUGAAUAUGGAUAUUUAGUGUAAAGAUCCGCGGAUACGGAUCUUUAUUUUCUUAUUCGAUAUUAUUCGAUUGGUGUCAAAAAAAAGAUUAAAGUUUUAGUUAUUUCAUUGUUAUAAAAGUGAUAUUUUAUCUUGCUUUAAUUAUAAUAUUUGAUUUUAAGAAAUAAAACAAUCUGAAUGGAAUUUUAUACAUACACAUACAUAAACUCACGCCCGUAAUCCCUAAUGGGGUGGGCAGAGCCACAAGUAAUCAAAGACAACUUGCAGCCACCGUUGAUACGAUGUCGCGUAAGCUGGAUAUGAUGAACUUUAUGGUGAUAAGGGAUCAGCCUAUCGCCCAUAACAUUAGUCCAUCAUGUUAGAUGACACAAUCCCUCUGUCGGUUUUUACGACAUGCCCGGGAAGACAAGCAGCUGAACGUUUUCUAUGUUUUUUAUUUGCUCCCAGAACAGCAUAGAAGCAAUUUUGAAUUUUAUAAUUUUGGAAUUUUAUAGUUUUUAUUUAAUAAUUCUACUUAAUCACCUGGAAAAGAUCCGUAAAAGAUCCGCGUGAAAAGUAACGGACACGGAUACGGAUUUUUCUUUUAUCUCGGAUAUCCGCGGAUACUGAUAUUCGGAACAUCACUACAUCGACAUGGCCACCGUGAACGUUCCUAAUUAUUGGACAUUCUGGAUGUUGCCAACUCUAUGUAUACCUUGACUGUCACUAUUUGCUUCUGACUGUACUUAGUUCAUCAUGCGAUGAAUGUACCUCUGACUACCCAAUUGGGUUAUCAUGAGCUUAAUUUGUUUUUAUGAUUACCGUUAGCCAGGAAAUAUUUAAAUAAAAGAUAUUAAGUGCAA